Vollenhovia emeryi is the source of this 3082-nucleotide messenger RNA. RefSeq names its product vacuolar protein sorting-associated protein 35 (gene Vps35). Gene Ontology annotation, cellular component: retromer complex; retromer, cargo-selective complex; late endosome. Gene Ontology annotation, biological process: intracellular protein transport; retrograde transport, endosome to Golgi. NCBI's taxonomy places the organism in Eukaryota, Metazoa, Arthropoda, Insecta, Hymenoptera, Formicidae. The transcript is spliced from 12 exons. Bases 269 to 2704 code for a protein of 811 amino acids. The record is from RefSeq and is a predicted model, not a curated record.
ACGUUUAUCGAAUUUUACAGGUGUUCCAAUCUUUCAUUUAUUUACAUUCAGGUUUGAAAACUUUUAAUUGCACGCGCCUUGUAAGCGCGCGACCGCGGAAUGCCGCAGGUAAAUACCCGUGCCGGUGAACGAUUAUCCGUCUGAUGAAGAAUUCCGUGGAACUCUGGCGGAGUCGGGCGUAUCUGGUGUCUUGUCAAUCGGAGUCCCCGCGAGGCGUAUCAGGCGUAUGUGCGUCGUCGAGUGAUUAGCGCGUUUCCUCCCCAAAAAAAUGGUAUCUUUGUUUUUCUCGCAGCCAAUGACACCCGCUAUCACGGGGAUGGAGGAGCAAGAGAAGCUGCUGGAAGACGCGAUCGGCGUGGUGAAGGUCCAGGCCUUUCAGAUGAAGCACUGUCUGGACAAGUCCAAGCUGAUGGACGCGCUUAAGCACGCCUCUACCAUGUUGGGGGAGCUCAGGACCUCCCUUUUGAGUCCGAAGAGCUAUUACGAAUUGUAUAUGGCGAUCACAGAUGAGCUGCGGCACUUGGAACUUUAUCUGCUGGACGAGUUUCAAAAGGGGAGAAAAGUUACGGAUCUCUACGAAUUGGUACAGUACGUUGGCAAUAUUGUGCCCAGACUCUACUUACUCAUCACCGUCGGUCUCGUCUAUAUCAAGACAACGCCCGGCUUGAAGAGAGACCUUUUGAGAGAUCUCGUGGAGAUGUGCAGGGGCGUUCAGCAUCCACUGCGCGGUUUGUUCUUAAGGAAUUAUUUGUUGCAAUGCACGAGGAACAUCCUGCCGGACGUUACCGAGGACGACGAAGACGGGACUGUUCGCGAUAGCAUAGACUUCGUUCUGAUGAAUUUCGCGGAGAUGAACAAAUUGUGGGUACGUAUGCAACAUCAAGGUCACAGUAGGGAUAAAGAAAGGAGAGAGAGGGAAAGGGAGGAGCUUCGAAUUCUCGUCGGGACGAAUCUUGUGCGACUUAGCCAACUGGAAUCUGUAACGUUGGAUAAAUACAAGAAGCUUGUCUUACCAGGGAUCUUGGAGCAAGUGGUUAGUUGCAGGGACGCCAUAGCACAGGAGUAUCUUAUGGAGUGUAUAAUUCAAGUCUUUCCCGAUGAAUUUCAUUUACAAACGUUAAACGCAUUUCUCAAGUCCUGCGCGGAAUUGCAAAAUGGAGUAAAUGUUAAAAACAUAAUUAUAUCGCUGAUCGAUCGACUCGCAGCCUUCAGUCAACGAUCCGACGGCGUUGGAGGGCCAGGAAGUCCCAACCAAGUGCCAGGCAUUCCACAAGACGUCAAACUGUUUGACGUAUUUAGUGACCAGAUUGCAACUAUCAUACAGACGAGACAAGAUAUGCCUCCCGAAGAUAUCGUGUCCCUUCAAGUGGCGCUCAUAAACUUAGCACAUAAGUGUUAUCCUGAUCGUGUAGAUUAUGUAGAUAAGGUUUUGUUUACUACAGUCCAAAUAUUCCAGAAACAAAAUGUCGAUAAGUUGGAGUAUAAUAGCGCCGUUUCAAGAGAACUAGUUAGAUUAAUGAAAAUUCCCGUAGAUAAUUAUAAGAAUAUAUUAACUGUGCUUAAGCUCGAACACUACGCGCCACUCUUGGAUUAUUUCGACUACGAGGGCCGGAAAUCAUUAGCUAUAUACAUAAUAACUAAUAUUUUGGAUAACGAAACAUUGAUACCGACGCAAGAGCAAGUGGACGCGGUGCUCUUCAUGGUAUCCUCCUUGGUCCAAGAUCAACCGGAUCAACCCAAUAUAGAGGAAGAUCCUGAAGACUUUGCCGAGGAACAGGGAUUGCUUGGAAGACUAAUACAUCACUUCAAAUCAGAAACGCCAGACCAGCAAUAUAUGAUAUUAAGUGCUGCAAGGAAGCAUUUCAGUGCUGGCGGUAACAAAAGAAUAAAGUUCACUCUGCCUCCCAUAGUUUUCCAAAGUUAUCAAUUGGCUUUUACAUACAAAGCAUUGAAAGAUCAGGAUGAUAUGUGGCAGAAAAAGUGUCAAAAAAUUUUUCAAUUCUGCCAUACGACUAUCACAGCGCUCAUGAAGGCUGAAUUAGCCGAACUACCCUUAAGAUUGUUUCUGCAAGGCGCGAUAGCGAUCGGCGAGAUUCGUUUCGAUAAUUUCGAAAUGGUCGCUUACGAAUUCAUGAGCCAAGCGUUCUCGAUAUACGAGGAUGAGAUAAGCGACUCGAAGGCACAGCUCGCGGCGAUCACCUUGAUCAUCGCCACGUUCGAGCAAAUGAGUUGCUUUGGUGAGGAGAACGCAGAGCCUGUGCGCAAUCAGUGCGCAUUAUACGCCAGCAAAUUAUUGAGGAAGCCCGAUCAAUGCAGAGGAGUCGCCACUUGUUCGCACAUAUUUUGGUCCGGAAAAUCUUUGGCUACGGGCGGAAAAGAGAUGCAAGAAGGCGGUAAAGUAUUGGACUGCUUGAAGAAAGGUAUUAGGAUAGCGAGCCAGUGCAUGGACACGUCUGUGCAGGUGCAACUGUACGUGGAGCUUCUGAAUCAUUACAUUUACUUCUACGAAAAAGGAAACACGGCUGUGACCGUGCAAAUAUUGAAUCAAGUGAUUGCGAAAAUUCGAGAGGAGCUUCCCAAUCUGGAAGCUAGCGAGGAAACUGAUCAAAUACAGAAACAUUUAGCAAAUACGUUAGAACACUUGAGAAAUAGGAUGGAAUCGCCAGACUCCGAUGGACUCUCCUACCAAGGCCUGGUCCUUUAACAGUGCGGAAUUGCGUUGUAAUUUUGUAAAUAAAACAUUUCUAUAAUAUAGAUAAUAUAGGUCGGUUGCACCAACAAUAGUUAACAUUGUUUUCGAUUGACUUAAUUUUCGUUCUGCGCAGACAAGAUUCUAAAUUAGAAGCGAGAAAUGAGUCGCUAACUCGGGAUCAAUUAUCGCGAUUGUUGUUGCAACACGGAGAUCAAUAGUCGUGAGAUUAUUUCUUAACUGGAUAGAUGUUUAAAUUAUAUUCAAUUGCCUACACACGAAAUGAUUCGUUAAUGACGUAUCAAGCGUACAUAUUAAAUUUAAUAGAAUUGUAUGUAUACUUGUUUUAAUAAAGAUUUAUUACAUACACCUGCCGGGCUUCCGCGGUGAAAA